Messenger RNA from Akanthomyces muscarius, 525 nucleotides. RefSeq lists its product as uncharacterized. Gene Ontology annotation, biological process: endosome organization. Bases 1 to 525 code for a protein of 174 amino acids. Gene Ontology annotation, cellular component: BLOC-1 complex. The record is from RefSeq and is a predicted model, not a curated record. The transcript has a single exon. NCBI's taxonomy places the organism in Eukaryota, Fungi, Ascomycota, Sordariomycetes, Hypocreales, Cordycipitaceae.
AUGGCGACCAACGCCGUCCCAGACACGCAAUUGGGCUUGACGGCCGAGGAGAUUCAGCUUCUGCGACAAGGUCAGGCAGCCCUCGCCGGCGGCUCCAGCUCCUCUCGCGCUGCUAGUAGAGCUAGCAGCCAGGGGUUGCUGCUGCUCGACAGCUCGUCGCUCGCCGCCCUCGGCCGCUACUUUGAUCGCCUCAUGGCAAGCAUCGAGCAGAACAUCCGCUACCUCAGCGAGCAGGCCCAGCGCUUCACCCAGGUCCAGUACGACCGUGCCGGCAACAUCAUCGACGGCGCCGACGCCGAGAUUGCCCGCUACACCGAGAUACUGCGUCAGCUUGAUGAAUUGGAGAUGGACUUUGAUCGCAUUGCCAAUGUUAAGGAUAUUGUCAAAGGCUAUCGCUCAAGGGUCGAGGAUUUGGAACGAAGUCUCGACAACAGCGGAUCGUCCAGUCGACAUAAGCACUCAUCUUCUCAUUCACACAAGCACGGCUCGCACAAGCACGGCUCAUCGCAUCGCCAUCGACACUGA